AUGGCGCGCCCGCGCUUGACUGCAUGCACUAGUUCGGUCGUUUCGCUCGCAAGACCCGCUGUCCUCAUCAGUGCCGCGACCUGCAGCUUGCUAUUACUUCUUCUACAUGCCGUCUGGCUCAAGACACAACGCACGUUUCGAGAGGCGAAUGCAGCCAUAGUUAUCCACGAGGCCAUCUCUCCCGUCUGGGAUAUAGGCCCGCUCUCCCAGGUUACGAUGUACUUCGAAGCGUCUGCUCACUAUGGACUGAACGGAAGCGACGCGGACAUGGAAUGGGCGUCGCUUCUUCCCAGUAAUGGGGGCAUAUUGAGCGUAGGAUCCAAACGCGAUCCAUACAUGCUCUCCAUGUUUCACCAAUUGGCCUGCCUGGACAUUAUACGUCGUUCCUACGUUGAGCGCGAACGCGGUCCCGAUCGUGAAAUAGACACCAGGGUACCAGCGUGUCUGAACUAUGUUCGACAAACCAUUCUUUGUCGUCGAGACAUUCGGUUAGAGCCCGUCGUGAAUCCUGGCGGACCGCAUACAGUACAACCAUGGGGUCUGAUGACGUGCAAGGACUGGAGGCGGGUUUACGAAGCUGAGGCGGGCUUAACCCUGGAAGGUGUCUGA
Messenger RNA from Peniophora sp. CBMAI 1063, 609 nucleotides. NCBI's taxonomy places the organism in Eukaryota, Fungi, Basidiomycota, Agaricomycetes, Russulales, Peniophoraceae. The record is from the annotation of a GenBank genome assembly.